CCGCCCCCCACCUCCGCUGGAUUUCUUUUUGGCACAGACACUCCUCGAUUUUACUCAAGACCUCCUUUGAUUCUCUGCCCAUGUAUUUUAAUUCUGCCCCUCUUGAUAUCAGGUAUUUCAUGGCUCCCCGCGAAAACUUUUGCAUGAACAACCGUAGGAUAUUUUUACUCCGAAACCAUCCUUUUUAGUUAGAGUGACCCAUUUCUGGAAUAUUACAAUAAAAUGUCACUCACCAAUAGGUCCAUCCAUGUCAAUGGUAGACUGUGGUUCCACCUCAAAGGUUUUCAGCAACUAAACCACUUUUAUUUGCUUUUAUUUCCAUAUUAUUUCGAAUUUCUAAAGAGCUUCGUAUUGUCCGCCAUUUUGAAUUAUAAGUUGACGCCUGCGUGCACAUGGACAGUGGUUUUACCCAAUCACCUUAGCAACAAAAUGGCGCCUUCUUUGGACAUCGACGACGUGAAAGAACUUUUCUGCGAGGAGUCAGAGUCAAAGAAGAAGAAACGCUUAGCAUUCUUGCUUGGGUUUGAUGAGUUUGAAGAGGAUGAUGACCUAAGAUCAGCCAGUCUGCUGGAUAUUUAUUACUGCGGUCUUUCCUUCGCGGUUGAUGAAGGCUUUCCAUGGAAAAAUGUUUGUUUUGUUUUUGAGACCAUAAAAGUACUACUAGAAGCGGUGAAAGAUAAUUCUCUACCAGAGGCAAUAAAAUAUUUUCAAGACUACCUACAGCGAUCCAAUGUACAAUUCACUGCUCAUGGAAUGAAAUCUUUGGUGGAUUUUGUGUUCCAGACUUUCUUCCAGCAUUACAGGCUGUACAAGUUUGUUUUGACUUGCGAUCGUGAGGAGGAUAGAACUCAAUUUGACUUGACAGUUGAGCCACCACAAGGAAUAGAUAAAAUGACAAAAGCAAUUCCCAAGUCUGACUGGGAUGAGAAAGAAAGACUCAAGGAUAUAGAUAAAAUGGAAGAAGAGAGAAGAAAGAAAAGACAAGAGUUUUACAGCCAGCAGUUAUCAGAGGUGGCAAAACAUCUAGAAGAACCUUACAUGCCUUUAACGUCAACCACUGAACCAAUCAGCAAAGAGCAGCUCAACCACAUUAUUAAAGACGUCGUUAAUGUACAAGCAUCAGUCACAGAGACCCUACUCAAAGAGACUUUAGACGAGAUGGAAGACACUCUAGAAUACCAGUAUAUGAGAUCAACUGCUUUGGGUAACCAGGACGAUGGAAAGUCUCCAAGAAAAAAAUCUUCAAGUAGUAAAUCAAGGAAAGCUGUUAGCUAGAUUAAAUGCAUUGAGUAUCAGCAACAAAAUGUAUGCUGUGAAAAAGUACAAUCUUAUGUUUACAGUAAUAACAUGAUUUGUUUAAUUCGUUUCUUAAAGUAAAUGGGUGUCAUUUUUUUUUUACACUUAAAUUUUCAAAGUGUAGUCAAGAAGGCAUGACAUUUAUAUCAAUAUUUGCCUUGAAAAAAGUAGAUGUUUACAUAAA
This is a messenger RNA of Nematostella vectensis (starlet sea anemone), 1480 nucleotides long. RefSeq lists its product as uncharacterized. The record is from RefSeq and is a predicted model, not a curated record. The transcript is spliced from 3 exons. Bases 223 to 1275 code for a protein of 350 amino acids. Lineage: Eukaryota; Metazoa; Cnidaria; Anthozoa; Actiniaria; Edwardsiidae.